UGUUCUUAGUGGAAAAAAAGCCCAGCACUGACUGCUGAGACACAGAAAAUACAAACCUGAUUUAAAUACAGGAAGUGCUGAAAACCAACCAGCCCUCUUCCUUUCUCUCCAGCUGCCGCAGCUUUUUGAAGACUCGCAUUAGUCUUCCCUUCACCAGACUGACAGGUUUCCUCUUCGAGUCACUAACUGAUGGGAAGCCAAAGCACCAUGUCCUCCUCUCUGUAUAGUUCCAAGUAUGUCAGCUGGUAUGUGGACAUAGUGGAGUCAAAAACCCCUGCAAUGGCAUCUACAGAAACUGACAGAGCAGAAGCAAAUUCAUCAUCUUCCCAUCACCACCAGCAGACAAAAGUCAAUUGCCUCAAUUUUAAAUCUUUCCUUGACUCCAAGUCAGACAGACUCAGCCACAGCAGUGAGGGUUUGAGUGAUGAGUGUAAGAAAGGCAACAUAGUAUUGACAGAUACUGACAUCCAGAGCAAAGAGGAACUUUCUCUUUUGGAUCCAGAGGAUAAAAAAUUCCACCUUCCCCGGAGCAGUCCGGUCAUUUCCAGACGCAGCAGGCCCAUCUCCUGGCACGGAGGAGUAAAUGAUACAUCUAGUCCCAGCUCGGACCCACCAUCUCCUGUCUUUGGUUCACCGUCUCUGGGUCCCCAGGAGUGGUCGACAUCCAGCAGUGGGGAGGAUCUGGAAUCCAAACCGAGCUCCUAUCAGUUGUCAUUCGCAGUGGAGAUGGCUAAAAAGCAAAGCUCUACCUCUAUCUCAUCAAAUCUGAAACGGCUUCUGACUCCCAGCCUCCACCUUCCCUACAGUGGACAGCAGGGAUUAGCUGAGGAGCAUAAAAGGCGGACCCAGAGUAGUUGCAUUCCCAACAACACACCAGGAUGCGCUACCUCAACACAACAAAGCAAAGAAAGAAGCAGCAGCGAUAUCCCAGCAUCCCCUGCAGAGAUCUACAAGACCAGUUGUGAACUGGAAAAGGAAAACGCUCAUUUUAUUGUGGUGGACAUGGUGCUGGAGAUGCUCGAAAAUGCAAAAUGGACUCUUAGCUUAGAUCAGUGGCGUUCCACGAUGGACACAAACUGCCUGAUGUGCAAGGAAAGACAUAAAAGCUCUGCACAGGAGAGUUUGCCACAGAAGCAGACAUUUAGAUUACACAGGCAUAAAGUAAAGUACAGCAGAGUUGAUCCUAGACGAGAGAGGUACAAGCGAAGACAUCUUGAUGAAGACAUGAAGAUGUCACACAGAGAAACACACAUAUGUGUAGAGCAGCAAACACAGGACAAAGCGGAGGAGGAAGCAGGGAAGGAUGAGCCUAAACAUCAAAUGAAAACUCUGUCUGUGCUCUCCACUGACAGCGGAUUCGAAGACUGUGGAGUUGAUCAUACACUAACUCAGAGAGAGUCUCUAAAAAAUGCUGAGCAGCUAGCCCAGCAGCUGGUGUUGGAUUUCAAAAAAAGAUGGCUCCCUUCUACUGAGCUUCAGCGUGGCCGGCAAAGCCUUCGCAGCUCGCUUCAGGAGCUGCCGGGUACAGAAAAUGUGGCGGUGAGCAGCGAUAGCCUGACAGAAGAGAUCCGACAGCGUACCAGGAUGAGAGGAUCCCUGAGCUGGGCACCACCACGUUUCCAGAUCAUCUUCACGGUCCAGCCAACGCACAGACGAAGCGAGGUAGUGGCUUCGCAACACUUCCUGUGUGCAGGUUGUGGGACCGAGGUGGAGCCCAGGUACAUCAAGAAACUGCGGUACUGUGAAUACCUCGGCAGAUAUUUCUGUGACUGCUGUCACAGCGGCUCAGAGGCUGUGAUUCCGGGUCGAGUACUGUCCUGCUGGGAUUUUGGCAGGUACCCUGUGAGUGAUUUCUCCAAACAGCUGCUGGAUUCAGUGUGGCAGCAGCCUCUGUUUGACCUGACCUGUGUUGGUAAAAAUCUGUACAGUAAAGUGAAAGAACUGGACAGGUUUAGGGAGGUGCAGGAUCAGCUGCUGGGAAUCAAGAAGCUGCUAAAAGCCUGCAGAUUAUCAGAAAGUGUGCUGGCUGAGCUGGAGCAUCUUCCUGCUCAUCUGAGGGAGCAGUCAAACCUCUUCUCCAUGGAUGACCUACAGAAGGUGAAGAAGGGUCAGCUGGUUCCACAGGCCAAAGCAGUGCUGCAGUCUGCCAUUACUCAUGUGGAAAACUGUGAGCUGUGUCUUGCCCGAGGUUUUAUCUGUGAGUUUUGCAGAGAGAAAGACAUCAUCUUUCCUUUUCAGACAGACAUAUGUAAACGCUGUCCAGAGUGCAAAGCCUGCUUUCACAAAAAGUGUUUUGUGGUGAAAAAGUGUCCAAAAUGUGCACGGAUCCAGUCUCGGAAAGACCGUCGGAAUGAAUCCAUGAAGAGUGACACCUGAAGCUGCAGCAGUUCUGUGUUGCAGUGGUUCAUUUAACACUUUUUAGCUGCAUUUUCUUUUCUGUAACUUCACAUAAAAACACUUUUAAUAUGUCAGUAAGUUUCUGCUCUCUCAUCCUGCUUAUCUCUUACUACUUAAACCACACUGUUAAACAUGCAUAUUCCUUUACAUGACUUAAUAUUUCCUAUGGAAAUUUGAUCGGCACGAGAGUGAUUGUACCUCAAAAAACAAGAUAAAGCACUUAAAUUAUGCAAAACUGUUUUUCCCAUUUUUGGCAGGUUAUAUGUACUUUUCAGUGUAAUGCUGAUGGACAGCAUAGCCAUUCAAUAGCUGCUUGCGAUGUUUCCAUGUGCGAUAUUUCAUGUCAGGAUUGUUGCUCAACAGAAAUAAUAUAUUACACAUUACUUACUUAAUCUCUUGCUGAAGAAAGCCACUAGGUACACUAACUAUUUAACCUCUUUUGCGUUAUUCCAUAACAUGGCCUGAGAUGCAUUUUUUCAUGUAGAUUCCAGUCAACAAUACAAACCUGAAGCUACAGUCCCACAAACACUGACACGAAUCCCCAAAGAGGACACAUUAAUUUUCUUUCAUAAUUUAUAUAUGAACACAAAGUCUACAGCAUGCCUGCAGAAAGUCAAUGUCCUUUUAGCAGCAGCAGAUGUUUCAAAUGCAACUGUUUCUGUCCAGGAUGCAGUCUGCACAUUACAAUUGUGAUACUGUCCUUUCAUAUAAUGAAAAUAAAAAUAAUUUCCACAACUCUACUUGUGAAAAGUUAUUGAGAACUUUGCCAUUUCCUUGUUCAACCCAACAGUGGCUAUAUAUUAUAGGCUUAUCAUAUAAAAUGAAACAUAGCUAGUACCGCUAGCCGUCAGAAAUUUGUAGUAGAGCAAAAUGUUUUCAUUUGAAAAGCUGUGGAGCCCAAAUAUGACGUGUCAGAACAGGAAAUUAUAAUUUAGUGGAGUACAUGUAAUUGCACUGUCAACUAUCACCACCUCUUGGACCCCUAAGGACCAGGUGGCCCAGAUUUAGACUGCUUUUGUAUCAUCCUAAUACGUCCUCCUAAUACUUUUGUACCCAUCCUGUUUGCUAAAUCUUGGAACUCUGACCUGCAAAGUGUGCUUGCAAUUAUUAUUUAUCCCUUUGCAAGUAGUACACUUCCUUUACUUCCAGAGAUCUGUUCCCAAGAAUUCUGUCUGUCAUUUCUGACCAUGAGAAAUCACGGUCAGAUAUGAUACUAAUUAUUCUGCCGAAUUAGCACUUUGCAUGCACCUACUAUUAAGACAUAUCACCAGAUAAGGUUAACUGAAAACUUGAAUUAUGCAGAAGCCAUUCUAGUGCUUCCCCCCAGUUUUUAAUAGUUGUCAACAUCUAUAUUUUCUUUGUUAAACUGUGUUGAAAUCCGUGUUGGUCAGAAUAGUAGGGCGUCACAUUUUAAGGGCCAAACCUAGUUUCUCCACUAUUGUGUAAAAUAACAGAUUGAUCCUGGAGUUUUGAAUAAAAUGGCAGGUUUAUGGUGCAGCAAUGAAUCUUGGGGGUAAUAUAAUGUAAGUCAAUGUGUAUUAACAUGUACUUCCUGUAUACAGUGAGAUUGAAUUUGGUUUUUUACAUGGCAAUAUUUGCAAAAAGAAUACGGUGUAAGCAUUUGGUAUUAAAAAUGUUAUGAAUCAUUUCCACCAGUUUUUAUUGCAUCGUGUUUCUCUUUCACUUCAGUGCCUUGGCUUUUCUUAUACCCUCCCCUAUAAUUAUGAUUUUAUUUUGGCUAGUAUUCUGCCAGUGGUGUGUGGUCGUUUACAGAAAGGCAAGCAGAGACAUGGUAAAGAAAAAUGAAACAAUAAAACAGUAUGUACAAACCUCACUGCAUGUGUAUUAUUGGCAAAUUGCACUUCAAUGAAUAAAAAGCUGCUUUUAUGCAAAAAAAAAAAAAAAAUGUUUGCCAUCAGUGUUAAGUGGCUCAAGACCACAUAACUCUAAAUAAUAUCCUUCAAGCUCAGAAACACAGGCCUAAAUGUUGAUUGUAAGACAAAAAAAUCAAAAUAUGUGACUAAAAGGCUUGAACAUUGUUUGACAUGGUUAAUUGCGAAUACAGGAGGACUAAAAUUUUAAAGGUGGUUAAUCCGUACAUUUGGUGAACCAACAAAUCUCUCAGAGAAAUUAAAGUGCUGGUGGAGUCUGAACCUGCUGUCAGGGGUCGUGUGCGGAGGCGAGCAAGAGAUGACCCACACGCAGGACUCUUGGUGCAGAAUGAGGUUUAUUGGAAACGGAGACAAAAGAUGACAGGAUGGCUGGCUGAACUUAAUGGACUGGUAGACUAACUGGCUGACUGAACUUAACACGCGACAGGAACAACAUCCAUGACACGACAAGGGCUGAAGGGAAGAGAGGGCUUAAAUACAUGACUAACAAUGACAACGAUUGGAGACAGGUGAGUGAACAGCUAAACAUAAUGAACUAAUGAUAAAUGGGAAGAGGACUGAACAUAAUGCACACAGACCAAGGCUAACACAAUAAAACAGGAAGUGGAACAGGCAGUAGAUAA
Messenger RNA from Haplochromis burtoni (Burton's mouthbrooder), 4912 nucleotides. RefSeq names its product rubicon like autophagy enhancer (gene rubcnl). The record is from RefSeq and is a predicted model, not a curated record. Gene Ontology annotation, molecular function: phosphatidylinositol phosphate binding. Lineage: Eukaryota; Metazoa; Chordata; Actinopteri; Cichliformes; Cichlidae. Bases 190 to 2376 code for a protein of 728 amino acids. The transcript has 17 exons. Gene Ontology annotation, cellular component: intracellular membrane-bounded organelle; autophagosome membrane. Gene Ontology annotation, biological process: autophagosome maturation; autophagosome-lysosome fusion; autophagosome-endosome fusion.